Messenger RNA from Macrosiphum euphorbiae (potato aphid), 1374 nucleotides. The record is from the annotation of a GenBank genome assembly. Lineage: Eukaryota; Metazoa; Arthropoda; Insecta; Hemiptera; Aphididae.
AUGGGAAAUCUAUAUGCAAAACCUUACCAUGAUUUCAAUAUUAAUCAAAAGUUGUCACUACAAGAUUUUAAAUUGCUGGGAAAUCAAGAAGCAAGAGUUGAUCAAGUGCACAUGCAUGGAUAUUCAAAAACAAAAGAUUUCAUUCUUGAAUCAUCAAUUAACUUAAUGUUUACAUCAAAUUCUUUGAAAAAUAUUAUAAAUAAUGCAGAAAUUGUUCGUAAAAAUUUAAUGAGCUUAAAUUGUUUUGAAAAUAUUAGUGUUAAUAUAGAUGUAAGUAGCGGAUCAAAUUCAACUCCAAACGGAUAUAAGGUUACUUUUAAUGUACAAGAACUGACAUUUGCAUCUAGUAUACUUCAUUCGGUUGCAAGAGAUAAUGAAGGAAUUGUUAAACUAGGUUUUAAGCUAAACAAUAUUACUGGCCAUGCCAAUCAUUUUAAAAUAGAAUCAUCAAUUGGAAAUGGUGGCACUCAAAAGUAUGAUGCUUGUAUUUCCAAACAUAUUCCUGGGACUAUAUCUUCAUGUAUUUCUGGACAUAUAUUUAAAAAAAAGUCAUACUGGAAUACUGUACAUGGAGUUUUUGAUGAAUGGGGAACUCUAUUUGACUUACUAUUUCUUUCACCUUAUAAAAGUCAUUUUAGUCAAAAUUUACAGUAUGAAGGUGUUAUACGUGAUAUAAAUAUGUUAUCUAAAGAAAGUCCAUUUAAACUAAGAGAAGAAUCAGGUUUCUCGGUUAAAUCUUCUAUUAAACAUAUAACUACAAUUGAUACAAGAGAUUCCAAGGUUCUAGCUAAUGAAGGCGUAUUCUUUCAAAUGGUUAUGGAAGUAGCUGGUUUUGGCGGUGACGUUAAAUUUUUGAGAAAUUAUUUUACUAGUCAAUUUUAUUCGAAAAUCACUAAAGAUGUUGUAUUUCAAGGCUCAUUUGGCGGAGGAGUACUUACUGAUUUAGGAACAUUUAAAAAGGUUAACAUGAUGGAUAGAUUUUUCCUUGGAGGCCCUAUGACAUUACGUGGUUUCCAAUCUCGAGGAAUCGGGAACUUAAAUGAUAACGUGGUUGCUGGUGUUACGAGCUAUUGGGUUUCUGCUGUCCAUAUUUACGUGAAACCACUUUUUGGCAUGGAAAGUAACCGAAUUAAUGAGGCAAUCAGGCUACAUUUAUUUUGUAAUGCUGGGAAUAUAUCAUUCUUUGGUAAAGACACUAAAUCCAGUUUGGAAAGAACAUUUAAAGGAUUCCGGUUAUCAACUGGUUUUGGGGUAGUUGCUCGAAUUGGUAAUUCAAUAAGAUUUGAGUUCAAUUUAUGUUCACCACUUCAGUAUUCAGCUGGUGAUAGAAUUGUUGAUGGUUUUCAAUUUGGAGUUGGAGCAAACUUUAUUUAA